This is a messenger RNA of Sitophilus oryzae (rice weevil), 1976 nucleotides long. Its product is annotated as cilia- and flagella-associated protein 100-like. NCBI's taxonomy places the organism in Eukaryota, Metazoa, Arthropoda, Insecta, Coleoptera, Curculionidae. The transcript is spliced from 9 exons. Bases 55 to 1887 code for a protein of 610 amino acids. The record is from RefSeq and is a predicted model, not a curated record.
CUUAUUUAUAUCAUACUUCUUAAAAGUCAGUGCAGUUGUACAAUUUCCCAUACUAUGACCUCUGAAAUUCAGAUAGUUGAGUCUCAGACCUCUUUACCUGAUCAACUGAUCAUCAAAUCAUCUUCUUCUUCAACCAAGAGCACAGGCGGGGCGAAGGCGAAACUUAUAAGGUCUCAUAUCCCAGUCAAAAAAUGUGGACCACAGCAAUUAAUGAAAAAACUCAAGCCAAAGACGCCAUUGGUCAAAAGGUACUUUACUUCAGGGCAUGAUAUAAAUGAGAAGAAUAGAAGAGAGGCGACAGAUGAACCGUCUCCCUUUCAAUAUCCAAAAGAUCUGGAGGUUUUCGCUCACAAGGUCAUGACCAAGGCUUGGAGGAACGAUGUGAGGCUGAAAGAACUGAAAAUGAGUUGCUUUAAAAAACCGAGCCACAAAGAUCGGCAAAAAAGGGACCUGCUUAACAGACUGUACGUCGAAGAGCCUAAGCUUAUGGAUGUUAAGACUAUUUUGGAACUGGCUCCUGAGUAUUUCAAGAUAGUAGAAGGUAGACCAAUACCUGAUCAUCUGGACAUUAGGCAGUACAUUGAGACGGUCAGGGAAUCUCUAAGGACUAAAAUUAUAAACGGAUAUAGAGAAGAUGACAUAAUGUUGAUAGAGGAGAACAUACUAUUAGAACAGAAAAUCAUUGACACUAUUAGAGACAACUACGAUAAGUAUGUCAACGCUUUCGAAGAGUUCCUGUAUAGAGAUCAUACAUCUUCCAUGAAAUUACUAAAGGACUCUGAAAUAGCGGCUCAAGAAGCGUACGAUAAAUAUUCUGAGUACAAAACGGUUUUGAAAAAGUUCGGAGCGAUCAGAUCCUCGAUAUACAACUCGGAGGAAAAAUGGCGCAACUGUCAAAUGUACGAGAAAUUCUUGUUUUUGGUCAGCCCGUUCAGUUGGAGGGUGCAGCGAUUUAGUAGCAAGUAUGGAUCAGAUACUACGGAAGAAGAAAUGGACGAACACCUUUUCUUAAAGUAUCAACUGUCUCAGGAGGAGCACGAGAUGUCGCUCACGAAUCUACUGGAUCAGUUCAAGGACAAAAAGGACGAGGUACAGGUUCCUGAACUGUAUUUUACCAGCGCAGAACAACUUAUCGAUGUCUUCAGAUUCAUGGAAAUGCAGAACUUGAAUUCUCUGCUCCACUCUGAAGAGUUGGCCGUUCCUCUGGAGCAAGUCCGCGACGGUAUGCGCGAGGCAGAAGCCAUGUUUGACGAGGAAAUUAACAAUUUGCAAGAGAUGAUUGAUAAACUUGAAGGUGGCAUAAGCUGGGAGGAAGAACGAGCCAAGUACCUGGAAGACCUCGCCCUCAAACUCAUCGGCAACGAGUUCAAAAACCUGAUAAUGGCCGACGAAGUACUCAACCUCCACGUGUUCGUCGAGGACGUGUACGAGACCCGCAUCGGACCCAACGACGCCAACCUGGGCAUGGCCGAAAUGAUGAGGGCCAUAGAGACGAAGUACCGCAACGAACUGCUGGCCAUGGACAAAGUUCCGGCCGAACAAGUGGCCAUGCUGGAGAGAGGCUGCUACGCCGAACAGAUGAUGAUGAUGCGGUUGGCGGAGAAGGCUGCCAAGCAGUACUCGGAGCUGCAGAGGGUUACCAGCAAGUUGAACAAAGCGUUCGCGCCUCCUUUUGUCAAGGUCGGCGGCAAAGAGCUUAAGAAGAGGUCUCCACCACACGAACGUAGGCUGCAACAGGUGGUACAGCAGCGCGAUUUGACACCUGGUGAAGCGGAGUACCUUGAUUACUUCACUGACUUCUGCAAGUACGCCGAUGACCCUAAGGACUACGGUAUUGACGUCACCGGUAUUCCUGGAGGUUCUUCGGCGGAAGAAAAUGUCCACUAGAACGAAAUAUUAUGUGCAUCUAAUGUAGUAAUCUUAUUCAGAUUGAUUAUAUAAUCAAUAAUUAUAUAUAUAUAUACAAAAAAUUUUCA